Molecule: messenger RNA, 2165 nt
Organism: Girardinichthys multiradiatus
Lineage: Eukaryota; Metazoa; Chordata; Actinopteri; Cyprinodontiformes; Goodeidae
Gene: rbbp5
Product: retinoblastoma binding protein 5
Exons: 14
Coding region: 139-1833 (564 amino acids)
Cellular component (GO): Set1C/COMPASS complex
Molecular function (GO): protein binding
Source: RefSeq, a predicted model, not a curated record
UUGGUGUCUAUGUUUGGGGUCCUCAGUGGCGCCACUCUCUGGGCAGUUGUGUCAAAUGUUAACAAAUUCGACUAGAAUUGACUAAAAUAUUCCGUAAAUUUGGACUUUGGGAAACUUUGGAUCCUUGGACAUCCAGCAAUGAAUCUGGAGCUGCUCGAAUCGUUUGGGCAGAACUACCCAGAGGAGGCAGAUGGCACUCUGGACUGUAUCAGCAUGGCCCUCACCUGCACCUUUAACCGCUGGGGCACGCUGCUGGCUGUUGGCUGCAACGAUGGGCGCAUCGUAAUCUGGGACUUCCUCACUCGGGGAAUCGCCAAGAUCAUCAGUGCACACAUACACCCCGUCUGCUCUUUAUGUUGGAGUCGAGACGGCCACAAACUGGUAAGCGCCUCCACGGACAACAUUGUCUCACAGUGGGACGUCCUGACUGGAGACUGUGACCAGAGGUUCCGCUUUCCUUCACCAAUCCUCAAGCUACAGUAUCAUCCAAGAGACAUAGACAAGGUGCUUGUUUGUCCGAUGAAGUCGGCUCCAGUCCUGCUGACGCUGUCUGACUCUAAGCAUGUUGUCCUGCCUGUAGACGAUGACUCAGAUCUGAACGUGGUGGCAGCUUUCGACCGGCGGGGAGAAUAUAUUUACACCGGCAACGCCAAAGGAAAGAUUCUGGUGUUGAACACAAACAAUCAGGAGCUCGUGGCGUCCUUCAGAGUAACAACCGGCACCAGCAACACCACCGCUAUCAAAUCCAUCGAAUUUGCACGAAAGGGCAGCUGCUUUCUGAUAAACACAGCCGACAGAAUAAUCAGAGUGUACGACGGCAGAGAGAUUCUGACCUGUGGCCGGGACGGCGAGCCAGAACCUAUGCAGAAACUACAAGAUCUGGUCAACAGGACUCCAUGGAAGCGCUGCUGUUUCUCAGGUGAUGGCGAGUACAUCGUGGCCGGCUCAGCCAGGCAGCACGCCCUCUACAUCUGGGAGAAGAGCAUCGGAAACCUGGUGAAGAUCCUGCAUGGAACCAGAGGAGAGCUGCUGCUGGAUGUUGCAUGGCAUCCUGUUCGACCAAUCAUUGCCUCAAUCUCCAGUGGAGUGGUUUCCAUCUGGGCUCAGAACCAAGUGGAAAACUGGAGUGCCUUCGCCCCAGACUUUAAAGAGCUGGAUGAGAACGUGGAGUACGAGGAGCGGGAGUCUGAGUUUGACAUUGAGGAUGAAGACAAAAGCGAACCAGAGCAGACCGGCGCAGACGCUGCAGAGGAUGAAGAAGUGGACGUGACGACGGUUGAUCCUAUAGUGGCUUUCUGCAGCAGUGACGAAGAGCUGGAGGACAACAAGGCCCUGCUGUACCUGCCUAUCGCCCCUGAGGUCGAGGAUCCUGAGGAGAACCCCUUCGGUCCUCCGCCGGAUUCCUCGGUCCAGCCUGGAGCCCCAGACGAAUCGCUGGCAGGCGGAGACAGAAAGCAGAGGCAGCCCUCAUCUGAAGGAGGCCCGGCCAAGAAGAAGGCCCGCACUACCACUAUUGAACUACAGGGGGUGCCCAGUGACGAAGUGCACCCCCUACUGGGCGUGAAGGGGGACAGCAAAUCAAAGAAGAAGACAGCAGGCCGGCCCAAAGGCUCCAAAGGUAAAGACAAAGACUUCUCCUUCAGGCCAAAGCCCUACAAGGGCGAUCGGCCCUCCUUCCCCAUGGUGCCUGAGGCCCUGAGCAGCUCUGGUCUGGGAGGAGGAGGAGGAGGAGGAGGAGAAGGAGGGAUGAAGGUCAGGGCAGAGGGGGCCCUGGCUACAGGGAGUCUGGUCACACAGCCGUUCAAACAGCACAACAUCGGAGGGUUGGACUGAUCUCCGCUGUGUGUGUGUGUGUGUGUGUGUGUGUGUGUGUGUGUGUGUGUGUGUGUGUGUGUGUAUAUGAGCGCAGAUAAACUCAUACAAAGAGACACAAACCCUCAUGUUGUGUACAGAUUGUGAAUGAAAAGCUUCUCCAGUGAGAUGAAAGUUUCCAGAUGUCAGGUCAGCAUCACGGGAAACCACCUGAACUCGGAUCAGCACCAGUCGUCGCAGCAGAGAUCCACGUCCUUCUGUCUCUGUAGGAUUUGUCAUGUAUAGAAAACUUCAUGUUCUGAUAGUCUGUUGUCCUUCCUGUUUUUAUACAUAUUAAACAUUGUGGUUUAUAA